Molecule: messenger RNA, 2169 nt
Organism: Scomber japonicus (chub mackerel)
Lineage: Eukaryota; Metazoa; Chordata; Actinopteri; Scombriformes; Scombridae
Gene: pola2
Product: polymerase (DNA directed), alpha 2
Exons: 18
Coding region: 37-1842 (601 amino acids)
Biological process (GO): DNA replication; DNA replication initiation
Cellular component (GO): alpha DNA polymerase:primase complex
Molecular function (GO): DNA binding
Source: RefSeq, a predicted model, not a curated record
CUUUCGUCUUAAUUAAGUUACUUUACAACAUUAAUAAUGUCAGCGGUAACAUCAGAAAGCUUAAAGUCAGAGCUGGAAAUGUUCGACAUACCCUGCCAAGAUGACUCCGUCCUGGACAAGAUGGUGGAGCAGUGUAUCUGUAACAGGAUACAGGCAGAUGAGAUAGUGCUGGAGUGGGUGGCUUUUAGCACCACGAAAGAUGGACUAAAACUCACCCAGGACACCCUGGAGCAAUUCGAACAUGAGGUCUUAAACAAGAAGAGUAAAUCCAAACAAGGCAACAGAAGAGAUGAAACUCAUAACAGAACCAGAGACAUCCACUCACUGCAGGAGUUAAUCAAAGCUGAGGAAGAGGAGGAGAAUCUACUGGACGCUUACUCUACUCCUGCUAAGGGCUCUCAGAAACGAGCACUCACAACCCCAGAACACCCCCAUUCAAAGAGGAGUGUAGCUCUGCUGGCCAGUCCUGGCCUGCUGCUGUCUCCUGCCAGCUUCUCUCCCAGUGCAACUCCCUCACAGAAGUACAGCCAGCGUGGGGCAAAGGGAGAGGUGGUAGUCACGUUCGGGGCUGUGCAAGGAACCCGUUGGGUCGGCAAGAAGACUGGUGCAGGAGUCCAGCUGGAGCUGCUUGAAGGGCCUGAGGAGAGCCUUCGCUGCAGCUACAAGUUCAUGUUCCAGAGGCUGCGGGACAUUCGAAAUGUGUUGACAGAGAAGAUUGAGGAGCUGGGUGACGGUCUGCGGUCGCACUUUAACAUUGAGGAGUUCUCCCCCGUCUCGCUUCCUGCUCAGGACAGUAUAACAGUGCUGGGUCAGGUGUGCUGUGACAGUAAUGGAAAACUGAACGCACAGUCAGUCCUGUUGGAGGCGGGUCCAGAGCAAGGUGGUCAGCAAGUACCUUUGGACCUAUCAGAGCUCAAAGAGUACUCCCUGUUUCCUGGUCAGGUGGUGGUGAUGGAGGGAAUGAACACAACAGGGAGAAAACUAAUGGCCUCUAAACUCUAUGAGGGAGUCCCUCUUCCUUUCUACACUUCUGAGGUGAAAAUGGAGACGGAUGAAGAUCCCAUGAAUGUCCUGGUGGCCUGCGGACCAUACACCCCUUCUGACAGCCUGACCUUUGACCCUCUGCUGGACUUAAUCAAUGUCAUUGUCAGGGACCGUCCUGACGUCUGCCUGCUGUUGGGACCAUUUGUGGAUUCCAAACAUGAGCAGAUUGAGAAAGCCCAGGUGACUGAGACCUUUGAAACCAUUUUCACAAGAUGUAUUGAAAGCAUCGUGGACGGCACCAAAAGUGUCGGCUGUCGUCUGGUGUUCGUGCCUUCACUGAGAGACAUCCACCAUCAUUUCAUCUACCCACAGCCUCCCUUCACCCUGCCGAGCCUCAGCAAGGACCAGGCCCAGCGUGUGACGCUGGUCCCUGACCCCUGCACCCUGCUGAUCGACGGUGUGACCUUUGGCUUGACGUCAACGGACAUCUUGUUCCACAUGGGAGCGGAGGAGAUCAGCUGUGGCACUGGAUCAGACAGAUUCUCACGCAUAUUAAAGCACAUGUUGACCCAGAGGAGUUACUACCCGCUGUACCCGCCUGUGGAGGAGGUGAACAUGGACUACGAGAAGUUCCAGAGCUUCGGUCAGAUGCCGCUUACUCCCGACGUUCUCAUCAUCCCCUCUGAGCUGCGCUACUUUGUUAAGGAUGUGAUCGGUUGUGUAUGUGUAAAUCCUGGACGUCUGACCAAAGGCCAGGUGGGCGGGACAUAUGGCAGACUUCUCAUUCAGCGCAGCGCCUCAUCAGAGGACCAGAGGAGAGUGAGCCCCUGUGUGGCUGCUCAGGUGGUUAAAAUCUAAGCAGAAGGACUCAAAAUUCUAAUUGACACCAGAAAUGAGCUGAAUUUAACAAACUGAUGUAAAAUAUGUAUAAAAAACAGUUUAAACCAACUGACUUGGUUUAUUUUUAUAUGAGUGGGGAUGACCUGAUCAGCAGAUAUGUACUCUGGAUGAAGAUGUCUUGACUUUGAAUAUUUGUCACUCAGAUACAGCAGCGAUAACAAUGUCUUUUCAAUAAAUGAUUGUCACCUUUUGUACUACAUUUGAUACGAGUGUUCUCUUCCAUCUACCAGUGUUAUUAUUAUCCUGAAGUUAAAAAGCUUCUAUGGCUCUGAUUCAAUGAGACUG